This is a messenger RNA of Talaromyces amestolkiae, 1797 nucleotides long. RefSeq lists its product as uncharacterized. Bases 1 to 1797 code for a protein of 598 amino acids. Gene Ontology annotation, biological process: regulation of DNA-templated transcription. Gene Ontology annotation, molecular function: zinc ion binding; DNA-binding transcription factor activity, RNA polymerase II-specific. The transcript has 3 exons. The record is from RefSeq and is a predicted model, not a curated record. NCBI's taxonomy places the organism in Eukaryota, Fungi, Ascomycota, Eurotiomycetes, Eurotiales, Trichocomaceae.
AUGCAGCAGGACCAGAGGACUGAACGGGGUCCACGGGGCAAAUAUGCGCGCUUGAUCUGUGCUGGAUGCAGGUCAAGGAAGAUCAAAUGUGUCCUGCCGAGUCCCGAGAGCAUAGGCCCCUUGGGCAUUCCCCAGCCGCUGGAAACCUCGUGCGAACGGUGUCGCCAUCUCGACCUACAAUGUAUUAUUGAGCGGAGUACUCUCGGACGCCCAGCUGCGAAGCGCAGCCAGCGCAACCCACCCCAGAACCAAGCAUCUGUGCCUCUUGAGAAGCCAGAAGAAAAAGAGGAUGAAGUGGAAACUGCGCUCUUGGGCCUAGAGAUAAAUGACCAUUUAUUCUCAGAGGUUCCUGGAGGAAAUACAAUUCCCUCACAGGCCAAUGGCAAUCCGAAACCCUCGCAGCGACCAGACAAGAGGGCCGUCUUUCGAUCCAUGACCGAAGCUAAUGCUUUUAUGUCUUCUGUCUUGGGGAAAGACACCGCCUUUGGAUGCGAAAUUGCCUACGCUACGUCACGCUGGAAAAGACCUCUGUCGGAUCUUAUCAGCAAUGAUAUAGCCAUCUCAUUAGACAAUUACUUGGUCUGGUAUCGAUUCUUCCUUCCAAAUACACCUAGUCUAGCGAAUCUGAGGAACCGACUAAUCUCAGAGGAGAUUUCUUCCACCAAUCCCGCCACGAAUCUCCUUUUUGCCCUCCUUUGCUUAACAUCCUUUGAAGGUACCGAAAGUCUUGCACAACAAUAUCCACAUCUAAAACAGAGCCUCCAACUGGCAGUCUCGUCGUACGGACAAGAGUUCAUCUUCUCCCCACCCACGCAUCCAGACUCCGUUGCUGUCUGUCUCUUCCUCGCUGAAUUCAGACCAUCCCUCCUCGCCACCUCACAGUUUGUCGCGCACAAGGCAGUCAGCCCUGAGGUCUACGUCAAUCUUGCGUAUAGAAUUGCGGAAAGACUCACCAUGUUACCCGCACGAGAUGUCUCCUUUUUUGAUGAUCUGAUGAACCCACAGAGUCCAGAAUUUGAGCGGUGCUUUGCCGCUUCUGUGCAAGAACUGAAGAUUCGUUGCCUCGACAUGUGCCUCGAUGGGUUCUUGUCAAAUGGUCAAAGAAGUUGGGAAGAUCUAUCAGCUGCCCGUUCUCUGUUGGAGAUGAAAUUUCACUGGGUGUUUGCUGGAAUAUGCGGUCUAGGUCUGCUGUAUUCCGCAGUAUCGAGAAAAAGGCUCAUCGAAGGAAAGAAUAACGGAGAUCCGGACAUUCACUCAGAAUCCCUCCGAAUUGUGGACGAAGUCGCAGGAAGUGUGAAUAGCCCGCCCGAUGCUCCGGGCCAACAUUUAUCUGCAUUUCUCGAACGCUUCGGGGAGGCAUAUCCGGAACGACUCGUGCGUGUGCUGGAGACGUUCCUAGAGUGCGUCGAGUGGAAGAUGGGCGGUAUCCCAUUCAAGGCUCCACUUCAAAACGUAGUCUAUAGUAUCGUUUUUGUGUGCAAAAACAUUGUCGAAAAUAACCUUGUGAAAGUACGGGUUUUUGGACGGUUGAAUCAAAAUUUUGAGAAGCAGCUGGAUCUUCUCCCGAGAUGUGCGAGGUGUAUUGGCAACAUGGCAGCCUCUCCAUGGAAAUCGACAAAGUCUGCUUUUGCCACUGGCUGCGUCUAUGCCGCAAGUAGCAAGAUUAUCUACGGUUUACACAAUAUCCUAGAGCGACUAAGAAGAGAGCUUUUAAAGGGCUCAAAGUGCGAUGAAACGUUGAAUCUGUUCAACUUCGCUCCUGAUUCAACCAAUGUUUCUUUAUGGGCAUGGAUUUAG